AUGCGUCCUUCUCUCCUCUUUCUUCUGUCUGUGGUGGCUAGCCGUCCCAUUCACGGCCCACAAGACUUGACACCUGGCACCGCGGUCUCUGGCCAAGUGAUCACAUCUCCAACCAUUGCAUCUGACGCGCUCGUCGACAACGUUCAAAGCAGGAAUGACGCGAGUACCGCUGCCAUUGCAAGCAGCGAUCUGACUGACAACUCUAUCAAGAAAACCAGAACCAAAACCAAGACCAAGACCAGGACCAAGACCACGAAUAUCCUGACAUCCGGUGCAGCCAGUCAAGCCUCAACAUGCCAUCUACAGGCGGCUCUGACAUUCUGCUUUGUGGCAGCUACUGUUCUGGCAGAGCUCUGA
Messenger RNA from Protomyces lactucae-debilis, 357 nucleotides. RefSeq lists its product as uncharacterized. Lineage: Eukaryota; Fungi; Ascomycota; Taphrinomycetes; Taphrinales; Protomycetaceae. The transcript has a single exon. The record is from RefSeq and is a predicted model, not a curated record. The coding region runs from base 1 to 357 and encodes 118 amino acids.